Cordyceps fumosorosea ARSEF 2679 is the source of this 630-nucleotide messenger RNA. RefSeq names its product EF-hand-like domain protein. Bases 1 to 630 code for a protein of 209 amino acids. Gene Ontology annotation, molecular function: calcium ion binding. Gene Ontology annotation, cellular component: extracellular exosome; endoplasmic reticulum-Golgi intermediate compartment. The record is from RefSeq and is a predicted model, not a curated record. NCBI's taxonomy places the organism in Eukaryota, Fungi, Ascomycota, Sordariomycetes, Hypocreales, Cordycipitaceae. The transcript is spliced from 2 exons.
AUGCGCGCCCACACACUCAUCGCUGCAGCCUUGGCGACCAUGGUCUCAGCGCAUGGCUCCCACGGCAGCGGCGCCCACGGCGGCACCUACGGCGAGGAGGCGCGAUCAGACUACCCUAAUUGGAUGACGCGGCACAUGGCCGAGGAGCACGGCAUGGGCACGUUUGACGCGCAGUCCUUCUUCACGCUGCACGACUUCGACUCGGACGGCGUCUGGGAGCGCGAGGAGAUGCAGCGCAUGUACGGCCUCAUGGACCCCAGCAACCGCGACGUCAGCCACGACCGCCGCGAGGCCGCCUACCGCGAGCUCCUCGCGCUCCUCGACACCAGCGGCGACAACCUCGUCUCCCGCGACGAGUUCGCCGCGUUCGUCGCGGACGGCAGGACGCUGCCGGACCUCGGCUUCGGCCCGGGCCACCACGGCGACGAUGAGUACGAGUACGAGGUGCAUCACUGGAACAAGUACCACAACGAGGACACGAAGCUCGAGGACCUGACGCACCCGGAGGACAUUGAGCACUUCAAGAAGCACGAGGAGCUCGAGGACGCCGAGGAGCGGCAGCAGGCCAUGGACAAGAUCGCCAUCAUCGAGGCGAACAUACCCGCCAAGUUUUUGCGCGUGCAGCACUAG